Heterostelium album PN500 is the source of this 612-nucleotide messenger RNA. RefSeq names its product Rab7 family protein (gene rab7A). Gene Ontology annotation, cellular component: phagocytic vesicle; late endosome; lysosome. NCBI's taxonomy places the organism in Eukaryota, Evosea, Eumycetozoa, Acytosteliales, Acytosteliaceae. Gene Ontology annotation, molecular function: GTPase activity; GTP binding. The transcript has 2 exons. The record is from RefSeq and is a predicted model, not a curated record. Bases 1 to 612 code for a protein of 203 amino acids. Gene Ontology annotation, biological process: phagosome-lysosome fusion.
AUGGCCACAAAGAAGAAGGUUUUAUUGAAGGUUAUCAUUUUGGGAGAUACUGGUGUAGGAAAGACAUCUCUCAUGAAUCAAUAUGUUAACAAGAAGUUUAGCAAUCAAUAUAAAGCUACUAUUGGUGCUGAUUUCCUUACUAAAGAAUUGAUGGUCGAUGAUCGUGUCGUAACCAUGCAGAUCUGGGAUACUGCUGGUCAAGAGCGUUUCCAAAGUUUGGGUGUUGCAUUCUACCGUGGUGCCGACUGUUGUGUAUUGGUAUAUGAUGUCAAUGUCGCCAAGACAUUUGAGAAUCUCGACUCAUGGCGUGAUGAGUUCCUCAUCCAAGCUGGUCCACGUGAUCCAGACAACUUCCCAUUCGUCGUAUUGGGUAACAAGAUAGAUUUGGAGAACCAACGUGUCGUAUCACAAAAGCGUGCUGCUUCAUGGUGCCAGAGCAAAGGUAACAUCCCAUACUUUGAAACCUCUGCCAAGGAGGCCAUCAACGUCGAACAAGCUUUCCAAACCAUCGCCAAAAACGCCAUCAAAUUGGAAGACGGUUUGGUUUUCCCAAUUCCACCAGGAAUUCAAGUUCAACCAGAACAAACUCAAACCAAAUCAUCUUGCUGUUAA